This is a messenger RNA of Rangifer tarandus platyrhynchus (Svalbard reindeer), 477 nucleotides long. NCBI's taxonomy places the organism in Eukaryota, Metazoa, Chordata, Mammalia, Artiodactyla, Cervidae. The record is from the annotation of a GenBank genome assembly.
AUGUCAAACAUAGUUUUCCUUGUGGAAGGGCAGCAGGGAGCUAGGAGAGAAAAGAGCAAUACAUCCCAUCUCCGUAUUCCCGAGCUCAGGAGCCCUUCAGAGCAAGGCUCUGUUUGUUUUGCUCUUCAGCCCCAUCUCCUUUCGCAAGACCUGACCGCGCGCCUGCAGACGGGGCGGAGGAAGCCUUUGCCCUGGGAAGUAGGUCCUGCACCUCCUCUUCCCAGUCACUCCCUUCUGCGCGGAAAGGAGAGUGCCGCCCCCCUUCACUUGCAGGCCAGGUGCAUUUCCCCCAGACAGACAGCCAGCCCGAUGACGGAAUGGAGGACGGGGAGAAGCUGCGAUGUCAGUUGUGCAGAGCCUGGGCCCAGCUUUCCCUUCCCUUCACCCGUCACAGGGUUGAGAGUUCUCGUGCUCCUGUCCCGAGUGUCCCCUUGUGCAUCCCGAGGGGGCGGCGUGGAGGUAGCAGACGGUAGGUAG